Phanerochaete carnosa HHB-10118-sp is the source of this 1388-nucleotide messenger RNA. RefSeq lists its product as uncharacterized. The record is from RefSeq and is a predicted model, not a curated record. The transcript is spliced from 5 exons. Bases 198 to 1388 code for a protein of 396 amino acids. NCBI's taxonomy places the organism in Eukaryota, Fungi, Basidiomycota, Agaricomycetes, Polyporales, Phanerochaetaceae.
UCGGCCGCAAGCCGCCAGCCCGACCAUGGCAUACCUAUAAGCGCCUAUUGUGGAAUCUUUCACCGACGCGCGUUUCUGUACCUCGAGGCGGCGAGAUACGUCUUGAGCAAGACAGCAAGCUGUUCCUUGAGGCUAGAAAUUUUUUUGCACCUUUCUGCUAUUGUGCACAUCUCAUUACUGACUGCUGAUCGCGAAGGAUGUUUUUCUACAUUUCUUUUCUCAGGCCACCGCCGUACCAGAUCGCACUGGGCGUGCCUGUAGCGAUUACUCCCCAGGUCGCGAACGACCUGCGCACGGAGCUAUUCUCUGAGCCGCAAGAAAUAUACUACAGCUGGCUUCCCGUGGCUCCGGCGGGCGGUGUCCCACAGCACCCCACAAACAUCCCGAGACCUGUCAAACUCACCACCUGGCGGGAAGCCAAUGCUUACCGCGAAAUAUCCGUGCCUCCACCGCAGGGCGCACGCGAAGACCAGACGUACCGCCUGGUUCUGACUGUACACAGCCAGAGGUAUCCGUAUAUUGUCAACCUUGCCUCGGCUACCACCGGCGACAGGCCGUUCCCUGUGCUCUCCAUGCCUAUAACCUUCAGCUCGCGGCGCGCUGGCGGUGGUCCGACGAAGCAGGACCGUGUGGAGCGUAUCUACCGUCUCUGCACCGACACGGGCGAACAAGCUUUCUUGUCGAUCCAGGAACAGACCUCGUUCGACUUGGAGAAGAAAGUCUGGGAUAGCGGUAUAGGUCUCAGCUCUUGGGUUACCAAUCUCAUCCAAGGAGCACUCGACACAAGCACCACUCCGCUUAUAUCGGAGCUUCGGACUACUUUGACCGCACAAGAAUGCCAACUCAUAGAGCUGGGUGCGGGUACAGGAGCUGUGUCACUGGUCAUCGGUGCUCUCCGCUCUGCUCAACAGGGUUCCAUACUCCAAGGCUGUAUCCUUACCACCGACCUCACUUCAGCGAUGCCACUGCUGGAAGACAACAUUUCAGCUAACAAGGCUAUGUUCUGCUCCGCGUCUGCGACUCCACAACCCAUUGUGCUCGACUGGGACGAACAAAGCCUGCCUUCCAGGGUAACAGAGAUAGGCUCGAGUUUUGAUGUGAUAGUCAUGGCAGACGUCACCUACAACACGGCGUCCUUUCCUUCGCUAAUACGUACGCUGCGGGCACUACUCGAGCUUGGCGAUCCCGACGUAAACGAUAAAUCCCCGUUGGUGCUAUUAGGCUACAAAGAACGCGAUCCCGCCGAGCGCACGCUUUGGGAUCUCGCGGCGGACAUGGGAGUCAUGUUCGAGAUGGUCGGCGAACGCGGUGGUGCAGGUGGAAAUCCUGUUGAGGUCUGGCUGGCACGCACCCAUCGCGGGCUGUCGAAACGUCGGGGUGAGCACUAA